GUGCAACUGCUUAAAAUUUCCCCAUGUGACCACUGCUCCUCGACCACGUCCUCUCUCUCUCUCUCUCUCUUCUGCCCUGCGAACAUCGCCAUGGACAGUGGAGUGAAGGAGCUCCAAAAGAAGCUAGAGUCUUUCUAAUCCUCGUUAGUUUUCUGCGCCUUUUUGGUUUUGGGGCUUCUGGGCAGCUUAGAAACCAAGAGGCCAGCUCAAGCAAUUCGCCAAGUUCUCUCCUUUUUUUGGUUUUGCUGUUGUUGUCGAAGUCCCUUUUGCCCAGGCGACUUUUCUCAGCUCUGUAUUAUUAGGGACUCGAUCUUGAGCUGGUUGGAUAUUCUUUUUAGCUGAAAAUUAAAGUGCCCGCAUUGCAAGAAAGUGGGGGUUUUUUUAGGGGGGUCUCUCCUUGUAGGGCCAAAGUGUUUUAGUUCUCUGGGUGAAAAGGGCAGAUCUUUGGUUUGGUUCUUGGUUUAUGAGCUUCAAAACGAGAGGCACAGGCUAGUGAUACUGAUGCUUUUCCCCACCACUAACCUUUCGUUGGGGUCAUCCGAUGAGGGUUUACAACUAUUUAUCUUCUAUUUUUGGUGAAAUUCGACUCAUUUUGAUGUUCAUGCCUUCAACUCAGAUAACAUUUCCCUUUUGUUCAGUUCUGUUCCUUUUAUCAAGCUGUGUGCUUUCUUAGUAACAGGAAGUCAUCUACUUCUUUUAUCAACCCUCCAGCGUUGAUUGAAAUUAUUGGCUAUGCCCAAGAAAAACGCCAUACCUUGUUUUUUUUUUUUUCAUCUCAUUUGAUGCUCUGAACAGAAAGUCUCUAGUUUGACCUUCUCUCUGUGUUUCAGUGAACAUCUUCUUGGGCAAAAGCCAUAUUCUUCUUUCAUUUGGAGUUAUUACUUGUCGGUUCAAUUUGGAGGAGAGUAGUUGAGGAAAACCCAUCUGGGUCAUUGCUCUCCGGAUGCAAGAGCAAGCAAUUCGGAACAAUUACAUUCCUUUUUCCCGUUUCUUGAAGAUUCUAGAACAAGAGGAAGAAACCUAGUGCAAAAAAAGGUAUUUCUGCUGCUUUAUUAGAUUAUUUUGGAGUAUGGCAAGUGGAAUGGAGAACCAGGGGAAAGUUCCUGCAAAUUUGAAGAAAAAGCUUGCUCUUGCUGUGAGAAAAAUCCAAUGGAGCUACGGAAUCUUCUGGUCCAUCUCAACCAGACAGCCUGGGGUCUUGGAGUGGGGUGAUGGGUACUACAAUGGAGACAUCAAAACCAGGAAAACAAUUCAAGCCGUGGAACUUAAUACUGACCAGAUCGGUAUGCAGAGAAGCGAGCAACUGAGGGAACUAUACGAGUCUCUAUCUGCUGGUGAAUCCAGCCCACAAGUUAGAAGGCCUUCAGCAGCAUUGUCCCCUGAAGAUCUCACCGACACGGAGUGGUAUUAUUUGGUUUGCAUGUCGUUUAUCUACGACAUUGGCCAAGGGUUGCCAGGAAGAACUUUAACUACAGGUCAACCUACUUGGCUUUGCAAUGCCCAUUAUGCAGAUAGCAAAGUGUUCAGUCGUUCCCUUUUGGCAAAGAGUGCAUCCAUUCAGACUGUGGUAUGCUUUCCAUUUCUGGGGGGCGUGAUUGAGCUCGGUGUGACUGACCUGGUUUUGGAGGACCCUGGUCUCAUCCAUCACGUCAAAAGUACUCUUUUGGAAAUCCAGUACCCAACAGCUUCCAAGAAAUUCAGUGCUCUCAUUGGAGAUACGAGAAACCAAGACGAUGUUGAUAUUCUCGAUCAUGACAUUCUCGAUGCCAAAUUGGUUCCUGUGGUAAGAGAACUGGAUAUGGCUUCUCCAGACACCUGCUCAAAUGAUUUUGAGGCCAACCAGCUACCGGAGAAUUCAUUUGUGGUUGAAGUGAUAAAUGGAGUAGCUUCUCAAGCACAAAGUUGGCAGUUCAUGGAUGAUGAGUUCAGCAACUGCUUACACCAUUCCGUGAACUCCAGUGAUUGCAUAUCCCAAACCAUAGUUGAACCUACGAACUUAAGGUCAGUCCAAGACGAUGACAAGGCAAAUGACCCUCAAGGAUGUGAUUACACAAAACCAACCUUGUUGGAGAGUGAAAAUGGCGAUGUGCAUUACCAGAGUGUCCUUUCAUCGCUUUUGAAAACGUCGCACCAGUUGAUUAUCGGUCCACAUUUUCAAAGGGGUAAUAAGGAGUUGAGUUUUGUCGCUUGGAAGAAGGGACGGUUUCCGUCUCGGCAAACAACACAAGGUGGGACGCCGCAAAGGGUACUGAAGAGAAUCCUAUUUCAAGUUCCGCGGAUGUAUGAUAAUGCUCUUGAGUCCCCCUUAGAAGAUGGCAGGGAAAAUGGAGUUUGGAGGCCGGAGGCUGAUGAAAUUGGUCUGAACCAUGCAGUUUCAGAAAGGAAGCGAAAGGAAAAAAUAAACGACCGCUUGUGUAUACUUAAAUCAAUGGUUCCUUCGGUCAGCAAGGUUGACAAGCUGUCCAUUUUAGAUGACACAAUUGUGUACCUGAGAGAGCUCCAGAGGAGGGUCGAAGAGUUGGAAUCUUGCGGGAUUUCGAUGGAAGUAGAGGCAAAAUCGAGAAGAAAGCCCCAUGACAUGGUCGAGCGGACUUCUGAUAACUGUGGGACCCAUGUGACAGGCUCGGGCAAGAAGCCGUUCGUGAACAAGAGGAAGGCCAGCGACAUCGAUAGCAUGGAGCUGGAGACCAAUUCUGUGGUGCAGACAGAUGUGCCUGCCGAUAAUUUGACAGUCAAGAUUAAUGAUAGGAUUGUGCUGAUCGAGAUGCGGUGCUCUUGGAGGGAGGGAGUAUUGCUGGAGAUCAUAAACGAGGUGAACAAUCUCCAUUUAGAUUCUCACUCAGUUCAGUCAUCGACCAUUGAUGGGAUUCUGUACUUGACCAUCAACUCUAAGUUCACAGGGACCGCGGUAAUGUCUGCUGCAACAAUCAAACAUGCACUGCAGAGAUUCGCUCUGAAACGUGGAAAUUCAUCUCCGUUCUAAUAACUGCAUGUGGUUGUACACGAUGCUGCGAUAUUAGCUUAGUCCUGGACAUCGCAAGACCACUGUUGAAGUUUGUUGAGUAGUUUUUCACGACGGUCUCGGUAGAUAGUCUAAUAAAAUGUAGGCGAUGUCUGCGAACAUUGCAAUCUGUACUUAAUAUGAGACAUUCAUCACAUGCCCUUGUACCUAAGAGAAAUCAGUGACUUCAUCUGUAUUCUUGCU
Molecule: messenger RNA, 3205 nt
Organism: Rhodamnia argentea
Lineage: Eukaryota; Viridiplantae; Streptophyta; Magnoliopsida; Myrtales; Myrtaceae
Product: transcription factor EGL1-like
Exons: 8
Coding region: 1070-2983 (637 amino acids)
Molecular function (GO): protein dimerization activity
Source: RefSeq, a predicted model, not a curated record